Molecule: messenger RNA, 1308 nt
Organism: Orbilia oligospora ATCC 24927
Lineage: Eukaryota; Fungi; Ascomycota; Orbiliomycetes; Orbiliales; Orbiliaceae
Exons: 1
Coding region: 1-1308 (435 amino acids)
Cellular component (GO): U5 snRNP
Molecular function (GO): protein binding
Source: RefSeq, a predicted model, not a curated record
AUGUCCUCACGCCCCCGUCCAAAGGCCACGGCAGCUUCUAGCCGUCACGCUUCCGCAGCUUCAAAUACCCAAUUCGAUCUCCGAAACCCAAACACGCUCGCUGCAGCAGAGCAGGACGAAGACUAUGACGCCGAAACAGCCGCGAUCCUAAAUUUUGAUGAAAUCAGCGGACAAUCGAGAGGCGUGAAGCGAAAUGCAGUCAACUUGGAUGGAUAUGAUUCUGACAGUAGCAACGAAGGAUUUGGAGGCGGGAAGGAAGAUGGAGACGACUUGAAGGAGUCGAAGAAGAAGAAAAAGAAAGAAGAGGACGACGAUGAUGACGAUGAUGAUAUGUUUGGUGGGGAUGACGAUGCUGAUGGCGAGAAGAUUGGUGACGAGAGCGGCGAUAAAAUACCUGGGAAGAAAAAGAAAGAUGUUAGGUUUCUGGACAUUAAAGACAUCGAAGGACAGGAAGACCAAUCCGACGACGCCGACUCAGGAGAUGACGAGGAACAGCCUGAAGAAGAGAAUGAAGAAGUAGAUGAAGAAAUUGGAGCAGGUGGCAAGAAGAAAAAUGCUCCUAAAAUGGACGGAUUCAACAUGAAAGCCGAAAUGGAGGAAGGAAGAUUCGACGACCAAGGAAACUUUGUACGCAGGGCCGUUGAUCCGGAUGCAGUACACGAUUCGUGGCUCGAAGGUGUCAGCAAGAAGGAAAUGAAGAAAGCAAAAGAAUCACACGAAAAGCGAGAGAAGGAAGCUAAACUGCGAAGGAGAGAAGAAGAUGAGUUGAUCACUGGAGAAUUGGUAUCAAACUUGAUAUUAUCCCUCGAACGAGGGGAGACGGCACUCGAGGCCCUUGCUAGAUUGAAUACGGGAAAGAAGGUUACAAAGCCAAAGAAAUCAUGGCAAAAAAAGAAGGGUAGAGACAUGGAUAUCGACGGCGCUACUGGAAAGGAGCCAGAAGAUCCUAAGGAGAAGGAACGGAAAGAGCAGAUCGAAAAGAUUACAACAGCAGCUGAUAGAUUGUUAUCCCGAGGGUUCAACGAGAUAUACGACGAGCCGAGGGAGUUCCUUACCAGGUUGUAUAAGAAAGAGACCAAUGAAGACUGGGUCGAACCGGUCAGGGAAUCAGCGCCUGACGAGACAACGGAAGUAGUGGACGAGUGGGAGUAUAAAUGGAGCGAUGGCCAGGGUGACGGUCAAAUCCAUGGCCCAUAUGGGGGUACUGAAAUGAAAGCCUGGAAGGAAGCCGGCUACUUUCAGGAAGGUGUAGUAUUUAGACGGAAAGGCGAAGACGAGAGUGAAUGGACAAGGCUUCCAGACUUUUAA